This is a messenger RNA of Lotus japonicus, 1065 nucleotides long. RefSeq lists its product as uncharacterized. The transcript has a single exon. Gene Ontology annotation, molecular function: nucleic acid binding; zinc ion binding. Lineage: Eukaryota; Viridiplantae; Streptophyta; Magnoliopsida; Fabales; Fabaceae. Bases 1 to 1065 code for a protein of 354 amino acids. The record is from RefSeq and is a predicted model, not a curated record.
AUGGAUUGCACUCCAGCUCAGAAGGUUCGGUAUGGCACUCAUGUGCUAGCAGUCAAAGCUGAUGACUGGUGGCUGGAAAUGCACGACAAAUUGGAAGCUGCAGGCGAGGGAAUUACUUGGGAUGUGUUUCGUAGGGAAUUCCUGAGGAAGUACUAUCCUGAAGAUGUUCGAGGUAAGAAAGAGAUUAAGUUCCUUGAGCUGAAACAAGGGAAUCGGUCGGUGACAGAAUAUGCUGCGAAGUUCGUUGAGUUGGCUAAGUUCUACCCACAUUUUAAUGGAGAGGGUGCUGAAUUUUCUAAGUGCAUCAAGUUUGAGAAUGGAUUGCGCUCUGACAUCAAGAAGGUUGUUGGAUAUCAGAAGAUUCGUGUCUUCUCUGAUUUGGUUGAUAGGACUAGUGGGGGAGACGCUCCUGCUAAGAUUGUGUGUUUCAAAUGUGGACAGCCUGGUCACAGGAGCAAUGCGUGCACUACUGCUGAUGUGAAUAGGUGUUUCCGUUGUGGUAAGGCGGGACAUGUAGUUUGUGAGUGCAGGCAUAAGGAAGUUGUCUGUUUCAAUUGUGGUGAAGAAGGACAUAUCAGUACUCAGUGUCAGAAACCAAAGAAAGCGCUUGGUAGCAAGGUGUUCGCUUUGGCUGGGACCCAGACACCUAGUGAGGACCGACUUAUCAGAGGUACAUGUUUCAUUAAUAGUACGCCAUUAAUCACUAUUAUUGAUACCGGUGCUACUCAUUGUUUUAUUGUCGCUGCUUGUGUUGAAAUAUUGGGUCUGGGGUUGUCUUCUAUGAAACGGGAAAUGGUCGUCGAGGUUCCAGCUAAGAGAUCGAUGACUACUUCUCGUGUGUGUUUGAAUUGUCCCUUGUCGAUCUUCGACAGAGACUUUGUUGUUGAUUUGAUUUUUUUACCGUUAAGCGGUCUAGAUGUGAUCUUGGGUAUGAAUUGGUUAGAGUAUAACUACGUUCAUAUCGAUUGUUAUAACAAAUCCUUGAGGUUUUCUACUGCGGAAGAGGAAAAAGAUGGCUUGAUGACUGGUAAACAGCUAAGGCAAUCGAUGCAAGACGAAGCGUAG